This is a messenger RNA of Yamadazyma jaroonii, 1158 nucleotides long. The record is from the annotation of a GenBank genome assembly. Lineage: Eukaryota; Fungi; Ascomycota; Pichiomycetes; Serinales; Debaryomycetaceae.
AUGUCAGUCUUCAUAGUUGAUAACGAAUUAACCAGUUCAAUCAAAGAACUUGGAGAAAUAUUUGAUCAAGUUCAAGAAACUGAACAAUUCACUACCACAUUAAGUAAAUAUAUUGAUGAAACCAAUGAAAUUACCCAAAAAGAUGCAUUAAUCAAAGAAAUUUAUAACAUUUCUAAAACUGAAAACCUUAUAAAAUUAAACGAUAAAGAUUUUGAAUCAACCUUUAACUUAAUAAUCUAUAUUUUAGUUGAAUUACAAGGUGACAUUGAAAAACUUUUCCAAAAUGAUGAAUUAUUAAACAAUUUAAUACAAUCAAAUCCAAAAGAAACCAUAUCAUUAAGAGAUAAAAAAUCAAUUAAAUCUACCAGUAUAUUAUCUGAAUUAACAUUAAUAUUCAAUUUAUUAGAUGAAAGUAGUGAAACUAGAAUCAAAAUCAUCAAAGCCAUAUUGAAUUUCUUUAAAUCAAAUAAUUUAGAAUUUAAAAUCAUUGAAAAAUCCUUCACAUUAAAUUUAAAUAAUUGGUUAAGCAAAAUUAAUAAUAUCAAACAAGAAGAUAUCAAAUCAAUCUUCUGGGAAUUCAUAUUAUUAGAUAACAAUCAUUCAUUAAAUUCUUUAAAAUUAAUCAAAGAAUUUACUAAAGAUUAUGAAGUAACCAAAGAUGAAUUAUUAACAUUAAUCAAAUUUUCAUUGAAUAGUAAAACUAUCGAUUUAUCAUUCAUGAUAAACACCAACAUCUCCCAAAGUUUAGCUGCUAAUAAAUCCGAUUCUUUAGUUGAAUUAUUUAUUAAAUAUUUAAAUGGAGAAUUAAUUCAAAGUUCAGAAUUCCCAUUAAUUGAAUCAAAAUCAAAAAUUUUAUCAUUAUGUAAAUUUUUUGAUAAUUCUGGUAAAUUUGUUUUCAAAUUUGAUGAAAUUCCUGCUGCAAAGAAUGAAUUAGAAAUCUUAAUCAUUAAUUCUAUCAAGAAUAAUUUAAUUGAAGGUAAAUUAGAUCAAUUAAAUGAAACUUUCAAAUUAAUAAGAGUUAAUAAAUCAGUCUUACCUUAUGAUAAUUCAUCCAUUGAAAACAAUUUACUUAAUGUGAAGAAAAAUUUAACUAUUUGGAGAGAUUCUUUGAUUAAUGUCGAUAAAGUUGUUCAAAACUUUAGAGAAAAUACUAAAUAG